This is a messenger RNA of Balaenoptera musculus (blue whale), 5105 nucleotides long. It is a transcript of the gene MED26, whose product is annotated as mediator complex subunit 26. Gene Ontology annotation, biological process: positive regulation of gene expression; regulation of transcription by RNA polymerase II. Gene Ontology annotation, cellular component: core mediator complex; nucleus; mediator complex. The record is from RefSeq and is a predicted model, not a curated record. Bases 460 to 2226 code for a protein of 588 amino acids. Gene Ontology annotation, molecular function: transcription coregulator activity. The transcript is spliced from 4 exons. Lineage: Eukaryota; Metazoa; Chordata; Mammalia; Artiodactyla; Balaenopteridae.
GGUUACCCAGAGUGCUCCGCGCGGGGGCAGCUCACUGGAGUUUGGUUCUCGAGGCGGCGGCGGCAGCAGCGGCGACGGCUCCGGCGGCUCCUCCUCCUCCUCUGGUGGCGGCGGCGCCCCGGGCCUGAGCCCCGGCCCCGGCUCCCCUCUCCGCCACCCCGCGCGCCCCCACUUCCCCCGGUGCCGCGGGGAACAUGAGGCUCCGCUCCCGGAGGCAGGCGAGUGAGUGACCCCGUCCCCCGCCUCAGCCCGCCCGCCCGCUGGCCCGGCCGCUCCCCCCCCGCCUCGCCCAGGCAAUGACAGCGGCUCCGCCGUCUCCGCAGCAGAUCAGGGACCGGCUGCUGCAGGCCAUCGACCCCCAGAGCAACAGCAUCUCCCACUCUACCCACCUCAUCCCACAGCACCCUGCUCCAGGACCCAGGAGCAACUUCAUACUUCACCCUUUUGGAAAAUAUUUACAUGGCAGGAGGCAUAGCCAUGGUCACGUCCUUUGAUCAGAUCCGGAACAUGGUGGCGGUGCAGGAAGUCAUCUCCAGCCUGGAGAAAUACCCCAUUACCAAAGAGGCACUGGAGGAAACCCGACUUGGGAAGCUCAUCAACGACGUCCGCAAGAAGACAAAGAACGAGGAGCUCGCCAAGCGGGCCAAGAAGCUGCUGCGGAGCUGGCAGAAGCUCAUCGAGCCCGUGCACCAGAAUGAGGCUGCACUGCGGGGGCUGGCGGGUGCCCCCGGCUCGGCCAACGGGGGCGCCCAUAACUGCCGGCCGGAGGCAGGGGUGGCCGGCCCGCCCAAGAGCAUCCAUGACCUGAAGAACCGCAAUGACAUCCAGAGGCUGCCCGGGCAGCGGCUGGACAGGCUGGGCAGCCGCAAGCGCCGGGGGGACCAGCGUGACCUCGGUCACCCUGGGCCACCUCCCAAGGUCUCCAAAGUGAGCCACGACUCCCUGGUAGCCAACUCGUCCCCCCUCCCCACCAACGGGAUCAGUGGGAGCCCUGAGAGCUUCCCCGGCCCCCUGGACGGCAGUGGGCACGUGGGCCCCGAGGGCAGCCGCCUGGAGCACAGCGAGAAUGACAAGCACAGUGGCAAGAUCCCCGUCAAUGCCGUGAGGCCACACACCAGCUCCCCGGGCCUGGGCAAGCCCCCCGGGCCCUGCCUGCAGACGAAGGCUGCGGUGCUGCAGCAGCUGGACAGGGUGGACGAGACUCCAGGUCCCCCCCACCCCAAGGGGCCGCCUCGCUGCUCUUUCAGUCCCCGGAACUCACGGCACGAGGGCUCCUUUGCCCGGCAGCGGAGCCCGUACACAUACAAGGGCUCCGUGCCCAGUCCCUCGCCUCGGCCCCAGUCACUCGAUGCCACGCAGGUGCCAUCACCGCUUCCGCUGGCCCAGCCGUCCACGCCCCCCGUGCGGCGGCUCGAGCUGCUGCCCAGCGCAGAGAGCCCGGUACGCUGGCUGGAGCAGCCUGAGGGCCACCAGCGGCUCGCGGGGUCGGGCUGCAAGGCAGGGCUGCCACCGGCCGAGCCCCUCCUGCCCCGGGCAGGCUUCUCCCCGGACUCCUCCAAGGCAGACAGCGAUGCUGCCUCCUCCGGUGGCUCGGACAGCAAAAAGAAGAAGAGGUACCGGCCUCGUGACUACACGGUUAACUUGGACGGGCAGGUGGCCGAGGCAGGUGUCAAGCCUGUCCGGUUAAAAGAGCGGAAGCUCACCUUUGACCCCAUGACGAGACAGAUCAAACCUCUGACCCAGAAAGAGCCAGUGCGGGCUGACAGCCCUGUGCACACAGAGCAGCCGAGGACAGAGCUGGACAAGCCCGAGGCCAAGGCCAGCCUCCAGAGCCCUUUUGAACAGACGAACUGGAAGGAGCUGUCGCGCAACGAGAUCAUCCAGUCCUACCUGAGCCGGCAGAGCAGCCUGCUCUCGUCGUCGGGCGCACAGACCCCGGGCGCUCACCACUUCAUGUCCGAGUACCUGAAGCAGGAGGAGAGCACUCGGCGCGGGGCCCGGAAGCCGCACGUGCUGGUGCCUCACGGCCCACCCACGGACCUCCCAGGGCUAAGCCGUGAGGUCACGCAGGACGAUCUGGACAGGAUCCAGGCCCAUCAGUGGCCGGGGGUGAACGGGUGUCAGGACACACAGGGUAACUGGUAUGACUGGACGCAGUGCAUAUCGCUCGACCCGCACGGCGACGACGGGCGGUUGAACAUUCUGCCUUAUGUCUGCUUAGACUGACUGGCCUGUCGGGCUCUAAGUGCAUUCCCACCUUGCAGUCAGCCAUAGAGGGCGGGCGCCAGGGCCCGGCCGCCUCCAGUGGUUGGGAAUCCGGAGUGGGGGGUGGGGGUCCGGCCCAGGGUGGGAGGGAGAGGGAGCGAGAGUCUCUAGGUCUCUCUGUGCUCUUCCCUCAAAAUUCUCCUUCUUUUGUGAAAUGCUGCUACCAGUUUACUAACAAAAUUGCAAAGGAAGGACCACGUGGAAGGAAGGCCAGCAAAGUGAGUUCAGAACUCUAUAGCAAACCAGCUAUAAAAAGCGUUAGCCCCCCACCCCGGAAGAGGUGCGGACGCUUCCCAGCCCCCGGUGAGCUGGGACCUCAGUUGCAGGCAGGCACAGAAAACCUGUGGAAGAGGUUACCUUUAACACAGCAACAGAAGCACGCAUCUCAUCUCUGCAUUUUCUGUUUUUUAACAUGGCCCUGAGUGUUUGAGGCAGUGGGCAACGCUGUGGCCUCUGUUUGCACCCCACCUGGCCAGCUUUUCCAUCAUGGUGCCAGAAGCUUCUCAGCUGUAGCGAGCUGCUGGCAUCAGGCAGGCCAGCUUGCCAGCCAGUUUGACCCAUGCUCCCUGGGCGUCCACACAUUUGUAUCUGGUUUCAGUUACAACCCAGUUUUUAAAGAAAUGCUGCAAAAAUUUAAGUUUUCUAGAGUUUAUUUUACCCCCCUCUUCCAUCUGACCGUCAGACGAAUAACUUUCCUUGUUCCUCCCUCUUCAUUUUCCCCUUCCUGCACAUAUCUAGAAAAGUUCACCUUUCUAGAGUCCCCUCCCCAAAAAACACAAAAGUAACUGUGGGUGCUACUGGUGUGUAAGCUGUACUGUUGGGUGAGAAGAGACCUGUCUGUACGCUGGAAACACUCAUAACCAUUCCUUUAGAUUCGUUUGCCUUAUGGUUAUUUGUCAUAAACGCGAUUUGCAAAAACAAGGAGCCUUAGUGAAUGUACAGUACCUAGACUUCUGUGUUCUCAGGACGCAGAAGGGAGCAACUUUGCUAUUUGGUCCAGUAAGUGGACACCUUGUGAUAUAAAUGUGGAAAUAAAAAAAAAAAAAAAACAUUUGCACAAACCAGUCUGAGAACUGUUUUUAAUUUGGUCCUUUACAGCCAUAUCAGCCCUUUCUGGAUUCUGGAUUAGCCAAGACCUGGACCCCAUAUCCACGGUUCAGGCCCCACAGCUAGCCAGACCGUGGGGAGGUGGGCAGGGCAAAGUCACCAAGUCAGCCUAUUAGCCUUCUGCAUGGAGACUGACCUCCACCUUGCCUUUCAUUCACUCAGGGCCACGAUGCCUCUUCCAUCUCUAGAGUCACCUGCUAGCUUUGGGUGACAGACCAAGGGGCCACAUCCGUCUCCAUCCAGACCUCAUCUUCCCCAGAAAGAAGCCCUCCCAAGCUAUGUUUGGCAGCCUAGCCCUUGGCCCUAGCCCCAGGCUGCCAACUCCCCAUGCAGGCCUGGGGUUGUCUUACUAUGUGGCUGGGGCUGACUUUUUAAAAAAUAACUUUUCUUCCUUGACUAUAAAGUGAUAAUCUUUUAAUUCUUCCCCCUUGUCUCUGAAACCGUAUGCUUCGGCUUUCUAGUUUUUUUCACUCUGGCAUAGGUCUUCUUGUCCAUAUCUACUUAAUUUCACAGGUAAGGAAGCAGCUACCCCUUUAGAGGGGCAGCCCCAUAGGGCAAACCAAGGGGUCCAGGAACAUUCAGUCAACCCAGAACCACAGUUUCAGAGCCAGGGGGGAAUUCUGACAUAGCCUUGGUGCAGGACACACCCACUCCUAGAAAAAGUAGGUGACUAACUUUAAGGGCAGUGUGAGGUUGAACUCUGCCCCUGCCAUCUACCAUCUGUAUGGAUCUGGGCUAAUCACUUUACUCCCAUGCACCUGUCCCCAUUUGGGAGAUGCAAGUGCUACCUCAGAGUUGUGAGGACUAAAAUCAUCAAACUUUAGGGGGGAAAAAAAGCAUGUCAGCAGGACCAUUUGUGCUGUGGAGUAACUAGUUUCCUAAGCCCACAGUACCUGUUUUCUCCUUUGUAAUAUGGCCAGCUGACAUGUGGGUAUCCUGAGGGUGACAUUAUUCUUGUGACAAAGGGUCACAGGCACAGCUGGAAGCUGUUAGGGUGCAGGUUGCCAUCCAAUGAGCCUGUCCUCUCAGGCCUGGGCUUUGAGGGAGGUCACUGCUCCCCCACCCCCUGCAGGGACCACCUUUCCUGUGUCUGAGUAUCUGGUAAGCCCUAGGGUACAGAUAUUGCCUGCCUCUGAGAACACAAGGUUAAGCUAAGACCUGCCACCAACAUUUGGGGGAUCAAGUUGGGCUGUCACUUUUUAAUUUGCCAAGUAAGGACACGGUAGAAGGAAAUUUUAACACUCUCUAUCCCCCCAAAAGUUGGAAGUACAUGAUUUUUCGAACAAAGUCCUUUAGUAUAAGAUCAUCUUGCCGAAAACACCGUUUUGUUUUCCUCCGUUGCGGCUUGGGGCUGCUCUAUCCCAGCCGGUCCUUGGGCGUCAGCAGUCGAGGCCAAAACCACGCCCCUCCCUCCUGCAGAUCCCUAGAGACAGGUGUCCGAAGAGGCUGCCAUUACCACGGCUCCCAAAUUGGCCGGAGUACCUAAGCCACGUCGCUUCCCUUCUCUGGGCUUCGGUCCGUCAGUCGGUGAAAUGACGAUGGUAAUACCAUCUUCGUUUCACCGCACAGCGCACAUCGAGUUCCCAGAACGUGCUCCGGAGCGCUCUGAGGUUGGCCCCUCUGUUGGAGUCCAGCCACGGGAGUUCGCUCCCGGUUUGCAGAAAGAAUUUAGCCCAAGGAGAGGUUUUUACAAUUCGGUUUCUCUCCCCGAAAGGUCUGGUCUUUUACCUUCG